This is a messenger RNA of Heterocephalus glaber (naked mole-rat), 1461 nucleotides long. Lineage: Eukaryota; Metazoa; Chordata; Mammalia; Rodentia; Bathyergidae. The record is from RefSeq and is a predicted model, not a curated record.
AUGAACCAUCCAGAAUCCCUCAGGUUCAACAUAACCAAGGCCAUCUUGCAGCACCUGGUGAGAGCACGGAGGUGUUUGCAGCCCACUCCUCCCCCCUUCCAUAGCUGCUCAACCCUCUCACUCACCUUCUCUCCAACCUCCCCAUCUUGGCCCUCUGAUGAAGAACACCAGUAUUGGCCCACUCUUCUUUGCCUGCUGACUGACCUACCUCAGGACUUUAAUUUCAGCUUUGUGGCAUUUCCAGCCAGUCUGACAAGACAUCUUCAUGACCAGUCUUCCUUAUGUCCUUAUCCACAUGCCCCCUUCCUAGGCAUGAGUAGGACAGAUCAGCCACCAGAGCAGAUCUCAUCUGCACCCAUUGCUCUGAGCCCACAGGCACUGGGGUGCACACAGAGCAACUGUACUGAAAGAUUUACCAACAACAUAGAGUUUAAAAAUGAGACAAUGGUUUCAAAAUUCAUUUUUCUAGGCCUGACGAAUGACCAAGAACUUGAGCCCCUCAUCUUUAUCGCAUUCCUGGUCAUGUACCUCAUUACCAUCCUGGGAAACCUGCUCAUUAUCCUAGCUGUCACCUCUGAUUCCCACCUCCAUACCCCCAUGUACUUCUUCCUCUCCAACCUGUCCUUUAUUGACAUCUGUAUGAGCACAACCACUAUACCAAAGAUGCUGAUGAACAUCCAAACACAGGACCAUAGUAUCUCUUACACAAGCUGCCUCUUGCAGGCAUGCUUUGUCUUGACUUUUGGUUGUUUAGAAAAUUGUCUCCUUGCAGUCAUGGCCUACGACUGUUAUGUGGCUAUUUGUCACCCUGUGAGGUACAGAGUCAUCCUGACCUGGUACUUCUGUGUCCUGUUGGUUCUACUCUCCAUGCUCACUAGCACUGUGCAUGCUCUGCUCCACACUCUGGUGGUGUUGCGCCUGUCCUUCUGCAUUGACCUAGAAAUCACUCACUUCUUCUGUGAACUUUCUCAGGUCAUUAAACUCACCUGCUCUGACACCCUUAUCAAUACCCUUUUGAUAUAUUCAGCAGGAAACACAUUUUUUGCUAUUCCAAUGGCUGGAAUUAUUUUCUCUUAUACUAAAAUUGUCUCUGUUUUGAGAAUGCCUUCAGUUCGGAUAAGGUAUAAAGCUUUUUCCACCUGUGAAUCUCACCUCUCUGCUGUUUUCGUAUUCUAUGGGACAAGUUUGGGUGUGUACUCAGGUUCUGAAGUCAUUGACUCUUCUAUUAAGAAUGCAGUGGCUUCAGUAAUGUACAUUGUGAUCCCUCAAAUGAUGAACCCCUUUAUUUACAGUUUGAGAAACAAGGAAAUGAAGAGAGCUCUGAUGAAUCUCAUCAUUGAAAACCUUUUAAAGUCUUGUGUCAUUGUUUCUGAGUCUCGGUUUCUAGAAUGUGUUGAAUUGACAAGACAACAGUUGAAACGGAAAGUCAGAGGGUUACAUCAUCGAGUUCUUGAAAGAUAA